Molecule: messenger RNA, 1364 nt
Organism: Eruca vesicaria subsp. sativa (arugula)
Lineage: Eukaryota; Viridiplantae; Streptophyta; Magnoliopsida; Brassicales; Brassicaceae
Source: the annotation of a GenBank genome assembly
AAACGAUUAAAACGAUUAUGAGUUCCUUGAAGAGAGAAGAGAGGCCUGCAGCCCCUAGGAAGUCUCACUUACUUCCCUACGAAGACUUUUUAAUGGCGUCGCUUCUUUCUCCUUCCUUUGUCUUAUCUCUUCAACCACCUUAUCAUUGCCUGAAAAAGAGAGUUUACGCACCUCCUUGCCUCGUUCGAGAUUCAUUGUCGCCGUCUCUCUCGUCCUCCAGUUUGAUUCCCCAGGUGGUUGUUACCCGAGAAAGUGGCAAGAACAAACAAAUUAUCAAAGCCUUGGAGAAACGUGGGAUUUCAUCUUUAGAACUCCCACUGAUUCAACAUGCUCGGGGACCUGAUUUCGAUCGCCUUGCUUCUGUACUAAGUGAUAAGAGCUUUGACUGGAUCAUCAUAACCUCUCCAGAGGCAGCUUCUGUUUUUCUCGAAGCGUGGAAGGCAGCUAGCUCUCCUAAAGUGAAAGUAGGUGUAGUGGGAGCUGGAACAGCCCGCAUAUUUCAAGAUGCAGUGCAAGCUGCAGAAGGAGCGCUUCAUGUUGCCUUUACACCAUCUAAAGCAACUGGUAAAGUCUUGGCUUCAGAGCUUCCAGAGAAUGUGGGCAAAAGUUCAUCUGUCUUAUACCCGGCUUCUAUAAAAGCAAGCAAUGAGAUUGAGGAAGGGUUGUGCAGGCGAGGGUUUGACGUUCUGAGGCUGAAUACAUACACAACAGUUCCUGUGCAAAGUGUAGAUGCAAUGCUCCUGCAACAGGCAUUGUCUGCGCCUGUUCUUUCUGCAGCUUCACCUUCUGCAAUCCGGGCCUGGAAGAACUUGAUCCAAAACGAGGAGCAAUGGAGUAAUAAUGUUGCUUGCAUAGGAGAGACAACUGCUUCAGCUGCAAGACGACUAGGAUUUAAAAAGGUGUACCACCCGGAGAACCCAGGGCUUGAAGGAUGGGUCGAGAGCAUCAUGGAAGCUCUAAUCACUCACGAAGAAUUACACAAAUUUAAAUAACUCUAGCAGCAGGAACUGAGUCACACUCAUAAACUGGACUUAUGGUGGAUUGUGAAUUGGGACACUUCUUGUCUUACACGUACAAGUUGCAAGUUAGAUGACCUGAAAAAUAACCAAGUGAUGGUGUUGAUAAAAGUCCUCAACCCCUUAAUUUCAGAUAUGUCGGGCAGCUUUUGUAAGAUAAAAAUGUAUAUGUAUACAGUAAAAAGUAAAAACUCCAAAAAAAUCUUUUUUUUUCUUUCUAGUCUUGAAUAGAGAGAUUUACAUUACAGGUCAUUUUUUGUCUUUGUAUUAUAUUAUAAGAUAGUACUAUUAAAGCAGUUUUUGGUAACUAAAAACCUAACUAUUGUAAAUUUUGUAACUAAAAGGCCC